Ruditapes philippinarum (Manila clam) is the source of this 838-nucleotide messenger RNA. RefSeq lists its product as uncharacterized. Lineage: Eukaryota; Metazoa; Mollusca; Bivalvia; Venerida; Veneridae. The record is from RefSeq and is a predicted model, not a curated record. The coding region runs from base 233 to 838 and encodes 201 amino acids. The transcript is spliced from 5 exons.
UAAGAACACGUGCAGGUAAAUUAAUUGAUUUAUUUUUUUAAGUUGCUAAACGAUGAACUUCAUAAUAAAUGACAACAUCCGUUGCUUUUAUAAUUGAUGUUUCUUGAUUUUGAAAGAAAAAAAUAUAAAACAUACGUCACAAAAUUUGAUUAAUGUUUAUGCACUAUAUUUACAGGAUGCAAAGGCUGAACGAGAAGUAUAUCAGACAGCAGUUGUCCAGGCAAGAGAAGAAAUGUCAACUCACAGACGGCAUGACAGACCAGUAACUCCAGUAUCCGCAGAUUUAAACAAAGUGCACUUUACGUUUGACUACAGCCAGUGCGUUACAAUACCACAUCAUAGCCGGCAAAUGGGUCCAAUAUAUUUUGUGACCGGUAGAAAAAUAAACAUGCUCGGAAUACGGGUAGAUUCUACAGGAGAACAGUUUAACUACUUGAUAGACGAGGAUCAGUCAAUAGGUUUAGAUGGUGGCGGAACUCACGGUCCAAACUCAGUGAUUAGUAUGCUUCACCACAGUCUCUCUAACUAUGGAUUUGGAGAAAAAGGUCUAUAUCUACAUGCUGAUAAUUGUGGAGCUCAAAACAAAAAUAGAUUCACGCUGGCAUACCUGAGUUGGAGAAUAAAUAUGGGAUUACAUGAAAAUAUAACAUUACUUAUGGCUAUCCCUGGACAUACAAAAUGUCUUGUUGAUGGAGGGUUCGGGCGGAUUAACAAGUUAUUUAAAAGAUCGGAUUGUGAGAGUUUGAGCCAGUUUGCGGACAUCGUGGAGAAAUCGGCGAAAGACAAUUUCGCUGUCCUGUACCGAAAUGCAAAUGGCGAUCAAUCAUGGACUUGGUAA